Coccomyxa subellipsoidea C-169 is the source of this 2760-nucleotide messenger RNA. RefSeq lists its product as hypothetical. The coding region runs from base 1 to 2760 and encodes 919 amino acids. Lineage: Eukaryota; Viridiplantae; Chlorophyta; Trebouxiophyceae; Coccomyxaceae. The transcript is spliced from 14 exons. The record is from RefSeq and is a predicted model, not a curated record.
AUGGAGCUGCCAGUGAAGACAAGCAGGUCUCAGGAGCUGGCCUCGCCCCAAUCGCUGCCCCCGACCCCCAAGCGCCGCAGCAGGCACUGGAAGCAGCAGAGCUCAAGAGUCCCUGCCCCAGCGCCAGCACAAUUGCAAGGGCUACGAAGGGGGCCACUUCUGCCCCUCGAAGAGGAGCCCUCACUGGAGGCAGCAGUCCAGCAGGACAGACGCGUGCCAGCAUCCAGCCGGCCUGCUGCAGAUGCGCCGAGCUUCAAGGCCAGCAAGGAGCAAAGUUGGGAAGACAGGGUCUGGGAAGAGAUUGCCCACCUACCCCAUGGCGGGGCAGAGGGAGCAGCAGGCAACACUGCAGUAUGGCUGCCUCAUGUGCCCAAGCAUAGCAGCAUCUCUCUGCAGGCGCUGGCACCCGCGGGUCAGGUCAACAGCAGAACCCAGGACAGAGGUGCCAGCAGAGGCAGAAGCACAACAGCAGACAGGGCAACCCCUGCUGCAGAGGCUGCACAGACAGCCAGGGAGUACAAGCCCCCAGCAGAAAAGCCCAAGCCGCUGCGCACAGGAAUGGAAGCUGCCACCUACCCCUGCUACAUCGAGAUCCUGCAGAAGGCACGCCUCAGGCCGGAGCGGCCGCCCGGCGUCCCGCCGCGCCGCCGCCCGGUGCAGCCGACCGCCGCGCGACCGGCCGCGGCCGCUGCGACCCAAAAGACAGACAAGGCUGGCGGAAAAGGCGCACAGCCCAAAGCGUCGCCGCAGCCGGCGCAAUCGGCGCGCUAUGCAGCGCUGGCAGCUUCACGGCAGGUGCUGGAGCCGAAACGGGGCCAGGGGCGGCCGCUGCUGCGCACCGAGCAGCGCUCAGCCGAGAAGGUCCUCGGCGCGGCCCCGGCGAACUCUAGGGCCGGCCACACAAAUACCUCUGCGUCAGUUCUGGCAGACGCCGGAAAGAGGCAUGAGCCGAAAGACCCGGCGCAGCUGCGGCGGGGAGCCGGCCUUGAGAACAUGCCUCCAGCGGGCGAGCGGCAGGCGGGGGCAGGCUACGCGCAGCUCCUGCGCGCAAACGCUGGUGCGGGGGCCGCCGGCAAGACAGCUGCCGCGCAGCUGCCGGCGAGGCGCGUGCCGCGGCCGGCCUUCCGUCCCAGCGGCUCCAACGGCUGGCGCUUUGGGCAGCCCACUGUUACUGUGGGCGAGGAUCUGGGGUACGGGACGGCGCAUGCGCGCGCGAUGGCCGCCCAUGAUCGAGCGCGCCGCGAGAGCGAGGAGAAGGUCGCGGCCGCCAGGGCCGCCGCCGAGCAGGCUGAGCGCCUGACGAGCAAGGCGCAUCGGGCGGUGGAACAGCAAGCGCAGAUUGCAGCUGCGGAGAGAGCGCGGGCGCGGCUGCUGCUGAGCUCGGACUACACGCUGCAGGAGCGGCUGGAGUGGGCCUCCAACCCCGACGACACCCGCUCCCUCCAUUCCAAGCUGCUGGCGAGCAGCAUUGGCCGCUGGCCAGCAGACUCCCUGCGGUCGUCCUGGGGCCAUCCGCUGGUAGGCGCCUCAGGGAAGGCAGCACGCUCGUCUGGCGCGGCACGCCACCUCUUCCCGGGGACGGCAGCAGCCGCCGAGCCGGCCGGCCGCAAGCGCAACCGCGCCCUUGAGUGCAGCCCAGCCGAGCAGCAGGUGUACGACAUGUCUGCCAUCCGUGCUGGACGGCCUGAGAGCGUGCUGGACGGCCUCAGGGAAUCGAAUGGGAGGGGCUGCGAGCGAUCCAUCGACAUGGCUGGCACACCGAGGUCGCAUGUCUCAGACACGGUGCUUACGGGCUCAGGUCCUCUUUGCGACCUCACGGCCGCACCUGGCGUGCACACAAUACCGGCCGGCCAGAGGGCUGAGGCGGGUGAUGACGUGGAGCAAGAUGACUGCCCAGACACUGUGACGAAGACACUUGCUCGCGCAGAGGCCCAGCAGCCGCAGCGUGGCUCCGGCUUGCACUGCAACCCAGAGGUGCACAGCUUGCUGGAGAAGGAGGCGGUGAGGUGCAUCUUCAUCCAGGACAACCCCACCUUUGACUCCCUGCGCUCCUCCCUGGGGCUGCCCCCCUCGCAGCUCACCAGCGCCUCUCAAACUGCAGAGCAAUGCCAGCUCGCCCUCAAGGAUCACAAUGGCGAGGCAAAACAGCGUGCGGCGUACCAAAUGCUUGGCCGGCUAGAGGUGCCGGCCGAUGCGGCGGCUGCCACCGAUGCCGAGCGGCAGAGCAAGCCGAGCGGCGCCGAGCAGCCGGCCCUGGGCGGCCGCGCCGCUGAUGCCGGCGGGGAGGUGUACAUUCUGGCGGCAGCCGACGCUGUGGAGGGCGCUCUCAACUCGCACCAGGCGGCAAAGCAGGAUGCUGCAGAGGCGCAGAUGCAGGGGGCGCGCUCGCAGAGCGUGUUCAACUCCAGCCUAGGCUUCCUGGGCAAGGACUACGCACCGCUGGAGAACAGCCUCUCCGCGCAUGGGCCCUCACCAGACACCGGCAUUGACACCUGCGAGGUGGAAUCACGGAGGGCGGACGAUGUGACGCUAUCUCUGGACUGGCGACCCGCCAAUGCGCCACUGACACGUGUCUGUGAAGCAGAGUGGAGCCCGGCAGCAGCGGCGUUCCAGGGGCAGAACAGCACAGUGGAUGUCUCACAGGCAGGCUCCGCUGCAACACAGGGCUCCAUAACUGAGGGUGCUACAAACACCGUGGCCCCCAAGAAGUGGUCCUGGCUGACCCGAUGGGGCUGCUUUGCGCCAGCAGUGCAGCCAUAG